Messenger RNA from Linnemannia hyalina, 2139 nucleotides. Lineage: Eukaryota; Fungi; Mortierellomycota; Mortierellomycetes; Mortierellales; Mortierellaceae. The record is from the annotation of a GenBank genome assembly.
AUGGUAUCCUCGCCUCAGCAUACCCGCCAACAAUCGCCCUUUAGGAUCCUGGAUAUUCCAGAACUCCUUGACCACAUCUUUGCCCACAUCGACGAGACUACCAUCCGCAGGACAGUCAUCCGCGUCUGUCGCCAAUGGCUCUCCAUGAACAGGGACCGGAUCGUCCGUGAGGUGCUCUGGGACAGCGGGCUGCCACUCGAGGUUCUCAAACACAAGAUGCGCACUCGGAUCCCAAGAGCGACUCACCUCUAUUACUUCUUCCGUAGGACCGGCCUUCAACGCGGUGAGAAGGUAGAUUGGCUCCUGGAUGUCUUGAAACAGACGCAUGACGAGCAUCAAGAGCACCAGCAACGGUUGGUACAGGGUCCGCCUGAAAACAAUAUUUCAAAGACCAAGAACGGUGCUCCUCCAGGAAAAGGAAUCUCGGCCAUCGAUAUUACUCAGGACUUGGCACCGCGACCACUACGAGAAAUGACACUCCAGGAAUAUGUUGAGAUCGGCAUGGGAGUCCCAAGAUUCCUCCCUUACAUGGCGUCGCUGACCCGUCUAACCAUCCACCAAGUGUGGGACAGCGGAUUUCGCAUGUCCCAACUCCUCGAGACCUGUACCCAGCUGGAGCAUCUCUAUAUCGAAUCACUCUGGACCAUCAACUUGCUCGGACCCUGGCUGCCACAAAGGGUUUCUGCCAUUGGAAGUCUAUCUCCGCCGCCGCCUUUCCCUCUCAAGUCGCUCAAACUCAUCCAUGUCCAGCUGCCCCAACCGUGUCUGGAGAAGUUCCUGGCCUCGACUCCUUACCUCCAAGAACUCAAGAUUGUGCUGAGAGAUCACGUUGUGACAGACGACAACGACCUCACCAGGCUGUGCCAACACUUGCAGUUGCUUCCAGCAUUGAAACUGCGGUCGUUUCAUUUCUCGAUCGAAGCUGGACCUCAAUUGACGUACGAUGACUAUGCGAGGAUGAUGGAUGUCUGCCCACAGUCGACAGAAUGGACCGUUCAAGGCUCAGAUUUGUCCUUUGACACGUCACGCCUUCUCCUCAAACCUUUCAACAACAGAAGCGACGCCAACAGAAUCACAGCGCUGGAGGUGCUUGGACACUCCAUAUACCUACACGACUUGCUCUGUCAGCUACCACACCUCCUCUCGGUUAAGGCUGUCGCUUCCAACAUUCCAUAUGAGAACUUGGACGUUUAUUCAUCCUUCCGUCGAAUGGCCCCGACUCUCCAGCCGGCUAGCGCUCAACCUCGGCCAUCUUCGACCUAUGACCCUUUUCGCGGCGACUCGAUCCGAGUAUGGGCCUGUCGAGGACUCCAAACAUGCCACCUCUCCUUUUCCGAGGGGGGCCAAGACCAGCGUGCGAGUCGUAUUGUCUAUGGUUACCUUUCUCAAGUGUGUCCCCGUCUCCGCGACCUUAAGAUUUGUUUCCCGAGUGUGUUUCUGGAGCAUAGAAGCGCACUGGGCCCGGGCGCUAAGGCUUCAUUUUUCCUGAACCUAGAGAGUGGGUUUUGUUUGCUGGCGCGGUUGAAGGAUCUGGAGAGACUCUGGAUCGACCAAGUAGAUUUGAAUGGUUUGCUGCUCGAGAGCUGUGCUAUUGACUGGAUGGCUUAUUCCUCGUCGUCGUCUUCACCUUCGUCGGCAUCUGGCUCCUCUUUCACUUCUUCCUCCUCUGUGAGCGCUGCGCCGAACCAGCUAUCAUCAUGGUCGCACCGAAAGUGGAGCAAACGGAAACGACAGGCCAUCACAGCGAAGUGGCAAGCAGACAUUGACAGAGACCGAUCCAGGAUCGCCAAUAACGUCGCACGGUUUGAAGGCAUGAGUCCUGAAGAGAUCCGACAGAAGCACGAUGCCGAUUUGGGUGUGAUGCUCCAAUUGAGCAGUUGUGGGAUGUUGACUGACGUCAAGUCUGUGAUUGACAAUAUUAUCGAUCGUGAUUCCGAGUGGCCCCAGGAGCAACAGAAGUCGUCGUUCUGGACAAGACUUGACCGGGUGGCGAUCUAUCGGACAUGUGGGUUUGGCGCGAGUCCCGAGGUGGAGGUUGCGCGACUGAUGGCCGCCGGUGCCCAUGCGAAGAAGAAGGCCGAGGGUCUGGUUCCCAGGAAGGAUGGCCAGUGGUCCUGGAGGAAGCUGAUAGGCCAUUGA